This is a messenger RNA of Chilo suppressalis (striped riceborer), 15947 nucleotides long. Lineage: Eukaryota; Metazoa; Arthropoda; Insecta; Lepidoptera; Crambidae. The record is from the annotation of a GenBank genome assembly.
CAGGGCCCGGCAUAAAGGGUACCAUGGCCAUCCUGAAUUGCCUCCUCGCCCGCCAACUCUGCUUUGAAGACGCAUCCUGCUCCGCCAUCUUGGAAAUCAUCCCGCGCGUAUGUGGCUCUGAACUCGUGGCUUGUUCUACUGUGACCGUGACGAAAUGCCAAGCCGCCCUGAAGACUCUGCAAGCGUUCCCGUUCUUCAAGCCGACCUGCCUCUGUCGUGAACCAAACGUGGACCCCGAGUGUAACUCCUUCCGCGACUUCUUGUUCGACCAUCCCUGCGUGUUUGUCAUGAAGAAAGAAAAGGACCCGUACCCCGUGGAGACCUUGCCGACCUGCACCUACGCCCUGAGCGUUUGCCACAACGAGAAAGCAUGCUCCCUUCUCUUCGACCGAUUCAAAAACGCGUGUAAAGCUCGUGACGGGGAAUGCCGCAUGGAAGACAGGGAGACUUGUCGCGAGGCCUGGGCUGGUCUUCGUCUGUCUCCGCUGUUCGGUUGCAUCUGCCCCAACACCCAUAUGAAGAAACGGUGCGACCGCAUCUUCGCACUCGUCAACCACAACCCCUGUGUUGUAAAGCUGAUGCUGGACGGACGCACGGCGAAUAGAACCGGAAGCACGGUGACGUCUUGGAUCGGCGGUAUGUCCAUAACUCAGGAUGGAAACCUGAUUGCGCCGGACAAAAUUAUGACCCACGUCCACCGAUACUCGAGUCCGCACUACAACCCCCAUCACCAUUACCAUCGUUGGAACCAUGAGCCAGGGGGGAGCGAAGAUCCCCUCUAUGCCACCAAGACUGUCUACGGGCCCGGAUACAUUGAUGAGAAUCAGAAGAUUGGCAAAGAGAACGGUAGAUCUGAUGAUGAGAAGGUGGCACUGCAGUCCACUUGCCACGUAGCUCUCGACUCGUGCAUCAAAGAUGGCGAAUGCAUGACGUCACUGACGCCGGUCUUGCAGAAGUGUCACGCUAUGGAGUGUGACAGAGAGGGAUGUAUGUCGGCUCUACGCGGUUUCUAUAGGAAGCCUGGCGUGCACUGGAAUACAGAGAUCGCCUUCUGCCUUUGCAAGAAAACCGACAACCGCGAGGACUCGUGCAUGAACGCUCAGGAACGGCUGCACCCGUCGUGUGCCCAGCGCCCACCCGCCGGCUCCGCCCUCCCGGCCUGCCAUACCCUGGCCCACGCCUGUCGCGAAGACGCUGAGUGCAGGAUGCGUUUGGAGAACUACGAGCAAUGGUGCGCCGUUGACGCUGUGACUCAAGGCUGCGCAGGAUCGCCGGCGGCCUGCCGCGCUGCCGUAGUCGCCGUGCUUGGAACUCAGCUCAGAGCGGCCUGCGCCUGCCGCGGGACCGACUUCGCGCAGCUGUAUGACUGCCUCGGCUGGCAACGGCUGCUGUGGCUGAAUCCUUGCGUUGUGGAAUCUCAAAGCGACUACCACGUGAAGACCUACGGCUCGCUAUUGACCACAACCUCAGUGGAGGCUAUAAACUACAUGACCGUCCCACCAGAGCCGGCGAUCGUGCACCGCACCACUACCCACCAUAAUAGGCAUACCACCCACCGUGUGAAAGCUGAUCUUGAGGAUAACCGCGAACCUCCUAGUCCCAACACGACCCAAUCAGAGCAAACGGCCGUACCCAAAAUCGAGCAGAUAUCCGAGCCAGUGAUGGUGACAACCGCGCGUACUACAACCGUAGCUGAAACGACGACUACGACCGCUACGACGACGACUACGACCACAACCACAACUACGACGACUACGCCGCGGCCUACUACCACCUUGGAGCCAGCCAAGUAUUGUAUAGUGAAGAAACCGGAGAGCGAUGACCAGGCGCAGUAUAUUAAGAUGGGGGAAACUAGACGAUUGUACCGGUCAGCGGAACUCGCCGAGUGCACGGACCUGUGCGUGUGCGAGCCCUCACUACAAGUGUCGUGCAAAGUCGCGUGCGUGCCCCGCGCGCCCUGCUCCUCGCGCCUCGCGCACUACUCCCACGCGGCGCCCGCCUACCAGGCCUACCGCGGCCGCUGCUACUGCUACUCCGGCUCCUUCAUCUGCAUGCGGCCCGACCCCGGCAAGUAUCCCUCGCAGCCCUCACUGCAAGUGUCGUGCAGCCCCGCGCGCCCUGCUCCUCGCGCCUCGCGCACUACUCCCACGCGGCGCCCGCCUACCAGGCCUACCGCGGCCGCUGCUACUGCUACUCCGGCUCCUUCAUCUGCAUGCGGCCCGACCCCGGCAAGUAUCCCUCGCAGCCCUCACUGCAAGUGUCGUGCAGCCCCGCGCGCCCUGCUCCUCGCGCCUCGCGCACUACUCCCACGCGGCGCCCGCCUACCAGGCCUACCGCGGCCGCUGCUACUGCUACUCCGGCUCCUUCAUCUGCAUGCGGCCCGACCCCGGCAAGUAUCCCUCGCAGCCCUCACUGCAAGUGUCGUGCAGCCCCGCGCGCCCUGCUCCUCGCGCCUCGCGCACUACUCCCACGCGGCGCCCGCCUACCAGGCCUACCGCGGCCGCUGCUACUGCUACUCCGGCUCCUUCAUCUGCAUGCGGCCCGACCCCGGUGAAUACAAGCUUCCUGAAGGUGUAUACCUCUUGCUGGGCUUCAGUGCUGUGGAUGAAGCUCUGCUACGUCCCCACACCGGCCUUGGAGCUGAAGAUGCUGUCCGUCUACUGCAGCAGUACUUAAACUCAGUUCACGACGAAGGGACUAACUGCACCCUGAGCCUCUUUAACAUCAGCAAUGAGAACGUGAUAAUAUCCGCCAGCGUGCCGCAACGGGAGCAAGAGAUACUCAGGGAGGCUGGAGAGGCUUUGUUGGAUCGUGAAAAGGAGGAAUGCAUCGACGUCCUCAAAGUGGUCAAGUCCCGUAUCAACUCGCAGCACGAGGACAUAUCUUCUCAUCUCCUUCUCUCCAUCUUCAAAAUCGCUGAAGUUGACGUAGUCUACCCAGCACCACCCAGCUCCGCCAUCACCGCCCACCAACCCUUAAAGAUUCUCUAUAUCAUCAUUACUCUCCUCACCGUCUUCUACAACCUCACCAAUACCUCUAUCAAUAAAAGUAUCGUCAAUUCCAUAUCGAAUUUAUUCGAUCGUAGUUUUAGCACGAAGCGUUCCAUCACGUCGAGCAUCGUUCCUUUCUUCGACGAGAGAUAUAUUUUAAAUGAAUUUGUAACUAUUUUGAACGAAGAAUUUAUCGACGUUGUAGACAUUAAAAAGCACGACGCACUCGCUUCUGUUAGCGCACAAGACACUAAACGACUAGAUAUAAGCGAAAUAGAUGUAAAUAAACAUAAGGAACUUAUACAUAUCAUAAAAGCUGUGAAUAUUACAAUAUUUGAUAAUUUUAAUGAACUCGUUGCUGAUGCAAUUAUUAUACCUAAAUAUUUUUCUAGAGAUGUGUAUUAUGAAAUUGGAUGUACUAAAUCUUGUGAUUCGAAGAUGCUUUUUGAUUUGUGUUUUGGAAAUAUCGCGUCCUCUUCUUAUGGGAUUAUAAGAUCCGUUAGCUUAGGACUGACUUUAGUAGUAGAAUGAAGACUGAAAGAUUAACUAAACAUAUCAUAGUUAAAUGUUUUCUCGUUUUAUUUCCAACUUAGAGUGGUGCUUUUAGCUCGAUCUUAAAGGCUGGGUUUUGUACAUAAGUGUAUUACGCCUUUUACACUGUUAGAUAUUUGGUUUCUCGUAGUUAGUAAUCUGAUAUCGAUACAAUAUUGACCUCUGUUCCUGUAAACCCUUAUACAUUCGUUAGUUUAUUAAGAAAAUCUUAAUUUAAGUUAUCUUCCUGGUAGUAUUUAUUUAGUGAACGGAAAUCUAAUACAAAUAUAUAUUUUGCAGUUUUAUUUUGUUAGUGUCAGAAGGUACUUAAAAUAAACCAAAUGUUUAAUGUUUCUUAAUAGUAUUAAAAAGAGCGUUCUAAUAUUGUGUCUUUGACAGAACAUUUAUAUUUAUUUCUAAGGAUAAAUGUUAUAGUAGUCUGUUGUAGGUUUCGCCUUUCUGUUAGACUAUGUACGUACGAGUAUUCAAUGUGCUAUUUCUACAAAGAAGAAAUAUAUCUAAAAAAUCUUUAACUAAGAAAAUUGCGGUCAAAUAAUCCAAUGAAUAGAAUGCGCGUUGAAUAUUUGUACGAACCGAAACUGUGUUUAUUAGAAUAUUUGUAACCAUGAAUGUGAAUGCACCCACUUUUGAUGCAGUGGCGGACAAAAACAAAAUAGUUUCCCAAAUAAAAUAUUAGCUUACGUUAACCUUAAAUCUAAAAAAAAUACUAGAAAAAAAUCCAUAUGGACCAGGCAGCAGACGGGACUCGAACCCGCACCCUCCACUAUCAGGGCAGAUGCAUAGACCAUUAUACUACCGCGGCCCUAAUUAUCCGUGUCGAAUUUUCUCUAAAAUUUCCAAGGCUGCAAGGCUUAUAUUGAAACAACUAGCAUUUAAAUGCUUAAAAUAAAAAGAAUACCUUAUCCUUGUUCAGCAAUCUAUAUACUCGUACGAUGCUCAUUUAUUAUUAGUUUGUUUAUAGAAUAAUCUCCAUCUAUUGUUUACUACCGAUAUAUAAAAAGGUAUGUAUGAUCUAUACAGGUUAGGUAGAACAAAUAAAAAUAAUUAAACUUAGUACAAAACAGAAAGCAUUGAUCAUGUAAGUGAAGUAUCAAAAAUGCAAAUGUAUGAGAUGGAGAAAAAAUGCAACUGUCCGGAAGAGGAAAAAAGAUAUCACAUAUAAACAUUUAGCAAAACUUUGAUUGGGAAUCCAUCUUUACUGAUUUUUUUUUCGGCCGCUUAUCUUAUUUCUAAAACGAAAUGUUUUAUUAGAAAUGGAUUCUAAUUUCUAAAAAGACAUUCAUGUAAAUCGUAUACACUUAGUGAGAAAACUACAUAAUCCAACAUUCUAUCGAUUCACGUCACUUAUUAAAUUUAUUUGUCACCAUGCCGACAGGAUUAUUGUCACGCAAGCACUGUUUAACGUGAUAAAAUCUUUUGAUUUUCUAAGUUUACCGACAACGGAGCGGAAUAAUAUAGUUCACCCGAAUUUAUUUAUUUUUAUUUAUUUAUUUAUUAACAUCAACAAGAUUAACACCAACUCAUUAUAAAGUAACUUACAAACAAUGUGGAAGCGAACUAAGUGCAAUCUUAAUUAAAGAUGUUACACAAUAGCACUGAUGAGCAAAAAUAUCGCAUAACAAAAUCAUACCAAAAAUCUUCCAAUGAUGUGAAAUAAUUAGUAGUAAAAUAUAAAAAAAAAAUAUACUAAAAUUAAAAACAUUUUAUUAAAAUUAUAUCAUUAUUCAGUAAAGCGUCACAAAAUAUUGUAAAGUAAUGGAAAUUGAUGUUAUAAUAAUUAAAAACAUUUACAGUCACCAGCAUAUACCUACGUCAAAUCUAGUAUUUCUUUUACAUUAUUUUGGAAAUAUUUAAGGGAAUUAGAGAAAAUAUCGACAUCAAUUAAUUGUGAAUCAUGCUCAUGAGUAUGCUGUGGUAAUCCACAUUUGAUUCUACCAGAAUGAUUUUGAGCAAUGCUUCUGUGCAAUCCAUUGUAAGCUAUCAUCAACCUAUUCAGCGGUGAGUAGCGACCAUGGCGCGAACGUGAGAGUCUCUCCAUAAAGGAAUUGUUUUAGACUUGACGUAGGUUUGGCUACUAAGACCGCAAGACACAUAAGAUAAUAUUGAAUAUUUCGAUUAACUUAUAUUAUCGCGAUUGGUGUCGCUAGGCCACAUGAAAUCUAUUUAGGUGGAUCAUAUUAUACAUAAGCAAUAUCUUCAUCAUUACUUUUAAUUCAAGGUUUUUAAAGUAAACACUUGUUUUCUUGUCCUAUUAUAUUUCACUGACAAGUUAAUUCAUAGAACCUGCUUGUACAUGAUUUUGUCCGCCACUGCACCAGAUGAAAUUUAUAGUUGAACACUUAGAUUAUAGUGAUUUCUGGGACAUGACACAACCUAGACGUAAUUAUGAAGUGUUAAAAUGGUAAAGCAAGAAGCUUUAAUUUGGAGUAGAUAUAGAAUCUUGUGUUCCGAAGAGUUUUAAAUACCUAUUAGUGGUUUUAGACACCGCCGUAUAGAAUCUAUGUGGAGACGAAAGUCUCAUAUAAACGUAAAAUACUAUUACUAAAUUCUGUUUUUUUCUCUCAACGUUCAGCCAGUUAAUGAUUUUUAUUAUUACCAUAGCUAUGUUUUCUAGCUGGAAUCAGCUUAGAAAUGACGAAAAAGCGUGAAAUUAGAAAACGACACCAUUUAUUUAUCAAUAAAUGGCUGCCUGGGUUAUUGUAGUAACUUAUGUUUUUCACCAGAUGGCGCUAUGAGAAUUAUAUAGAAUUUUGUAUUUUAAUUCUAAAAAUUAAAGUUUAAACUCGUAAUUCAAUGUGAAUUAUUGUAAUAGGUUAAAUUAAAGAAAAUGGCUGCUAUUUAAGAAAUUUUGAUUUCAGUAGCUACAGCUGCGGUUCUAUAAAGAUAAAAGACGCUAUUUUUUUUUUAUUAAAAUAAAUUAUUGGUCUUACUACAUAAUAUAUUAUCAAUAUUGUUGGGGAGAAUAUUAUGAGCGGGAUUUUGAAAUUUCCGUAAAAAAACUGUUAGGUAAUGCCAUAAAAUAAUAGACUUUUUUUUACAAAAUCAAAUGAUUUUUUAAUAAUUAUAAAUACUUUUACAUUAUGUUAAAGCUAGAAUAUGGCUACAAUCUUUAUUUUUAAAAUUUAAGAAUAUAAUAAAACCUACGAUUAUUCUAAUUAUUCUUAUUUUGUGUACUGUUAUUUUGGUAUUAUACUAGUAAUAACAUAAACUAGAAACAAUGUAGGUAUUUGUUACAUUCUGUAAAUUGUUUCUUUCUUCUAUAAAAUAAAACUUUGUUGUAUUAAAAAGAUAUAAUUCUGUUAAAUUAAUAUAUUCAUAUAAAACAACUAUGUGAUAGUGUAACUGUAAACAUAUCAUUUUCAGAGUAACAGCAAUUUGGCUAUAUGUAUAAAAUUAAUAAGUAAAUAUAUAAAUCUGAUUCAGAAAAGUAUUGCACACAAUUUUAUUGAAACAAUAAUAUUUUAUAUUAAAUCACUUUAAAAUAUAAAAGUCCUCAACACAAACGAAAACUAUUUACGUAUUGUCGAUAUAUCCGUUACUUACAUCAUUAUACACUUUCACAAAAUAAUCUACUGUUUAUCGUAAUAAGUCAAUAUAUAAAUACAAAACUUUUAAAAUAAAAUUUUGUGAAUGUUGUUUUCUUAUUUUUAAGAUUGUAUCAAAUCAUUUAUUUACACCAUGUAUAAACUAGCACUGAGCAAUAAUUUGCAUAAACUUAAAAAAAAUGUACACGGAGAAAAUUUACUAGAAAAUAUUUCGCAAAGUGAUUCUAACGAUACAUAUCAUUAAGGCUCAAUUUUGUACCUAUUAUAUUUCUAGCAUUUAGAUGUUGCAAAGCAAAAAUAAAUGGGCGAUCUUCUUAUAGUAGAAUAGACUUUAGGGGGGAAAGUUAGAUAAUAUUAAAAUAAAUUUACAUUAUAAACUAGGGGACAAAUUUUGUAAAUUGUUCUGUUUGAUAUAAUCAUGAUUUUGAAUGAAUUCUUCUAAUUUUUAUGUUAAAUUUGCUUAAAAUUUAUGGUACAUAAUUUAAUUAUUACGUUUUUAUAUUACGCUACCAUCCGUUAAAAAUACAUAAUUAUUGAUUCAAAAGGACGUCCUUUAAAAGAAAUAAAUUGAAAAUAAUUUGUCAUAUAACCGGAAAUAUGAUCGUGCACUUGCCUUCCAUGUAAAUAAUUUCAUAGAGAAAUAGUUAGUUCCAUACUAAAGGGUAUAUGUUUAAAAACAUAUUUAAAGUGUGCAGAAAUGUUCGUUUACUAAUCUUCGUUUUAUAUUUGAGGAAACAAAAGUUACUUAAAUCGUUAUUCAAAUUGAAAUUAACUUUUUAUUUCACAAAAGUUGAAUUCACGACUUAUGUCUGUUUCAAACUUGAUGGAUUCUUGAAUGUAUUAGGUAUAUUAAAACAAAAGCGGUUUAUUUUUGUUAUUAAAACUUAAUAUUAAAACAGAAUGCCGCUUUUAAUAUAAUAAACUAAAUUGUUGUGUGUUAGUCGAAACUGUCCGAGACAUCGACAGAAUGAUGUAGUGUCAGUGUAUAGCAAUACUUUAAAUAGUAGAUUGUAAUUUUAAUAUCGGUUUGGAAAUGUGAAAAUCACACUUGUGAAACUUUGCUAUUUGGGAUACGAAGCAAAAUAUUUGCAUUAGACUCUUUUUAAAAGUCAUGAUAUCGGGUUAGGGAUCAGCUUAGUCGGAAACUACCUUGACAACUGAAUUCUGCUUCAAAAGAUUAAUGAGCGGGAAGUAGCUAAAACAAACGGAGUAAAAAGGCUUUUAAAAAUAGAUUUUGCCUACUGCCAGUAAGCUAGAGAUCUCCGAAUUAAAAACUACCCCAUUUAUAACCCCUAAGCUACGUGCUUUGGCCCCAAGCGGGGGAACGGGUGUGAAAUCUCAUUGAUACCUUACGGCCGGUUGUAGGGUUAUGUCAGAUUUAUUAACACCACGGCGAGUGUUCUGAGGAGCUAUUCUCGCUUAUCCCUCCAUCACCUUUUCUUCAGAGGACCACGCGCGCUGGCCUACGUUGCCACCAAUUUACUGUGGCCACUAUUCCUACACGAACAAAGAAAUUUGGUGACUCACUUCUUUGUCGUACUAUUCGUAAGUGGAAUUCUUUACCCGCGCACGUGUUCCCUCCUUCCUAUAAUCCUCCUGGGGUCUUUUAAGAGAGGCGUGAAGAAGCAUUUUUGCAGGCCGGCAAAGUGAGGAUGGUUGGUGUAGCAGUUUGUAACUGCUGUACCAGGUAUCUUCGCGUUUGGACUUUAUCACCACUUAACAUCAGGUGGGGUAGAGUCAUUUGCCUACCUCGCUAUAAAAAUAACGCAGAAUAAGCUUGGAUUCGUUGAACCAUGUUUUGUCUCUGUUAAUUGAAUGACACAUGGCAUUUGAGUGAUAUGAACAAAACACGGUGUCAAAACUUAAAUCUUAAGUGUACUAGUGUCACUGACGCAUACUGGCGCUACGGAAGAUCAGUGCUAAGGUUGCAGCGUUUACUGAGUAGCGGCCAUUUUUGUUAUAAUAAUUUUGUACGCCUAUGUAUUCUAUAACCACUGUUAUCUACUGUUGUUAUAACCAAUAAACUUGUUUGAUUUGAUUUAAAAACUUAUUCCUUGUUUAUUAAUAAGGGGCUUUGUAACUAAAACACCCGUGGGGAUGCCUUUGGCAAUAAUGGCUUUUCAAACUUCCUCUGGAUGACCGCAUAUCCCCUGAGGAGGGAUCCAGUCUCAAUUACUCCGCGCACCUCGCUUAAAUUUAUUGAAAGAAAUGUAAUAUUAACGUUUUCAAUAAAAGAAAAACAAUGUUCCGUUAUGAGUUAACUUUGCUCAAAGAGUGGCUCACAAUAAAAAAAACCUGUCCCAUUGAAUAUUUCAUAUUUUUAGUACUUACAUCUGAUGUUUUUACACAUUUUUAGUGUAGGAACUAACUACCUACAACUCUACCGAAUGGUUAGAUAAUACCAUUGGUUUCAAUUUUCAAUUGAUCUUUUAAUCCAAUCGACUACUUAAAAAGUGACUUCUAUCUUUUCGUACAUUACCUAAAUAAAUGAACAAAAAAAAAUUUUACCAAUUUCCAUGCCGAUAUUGAAAAUUAAGUUUAAUUAUAUAAAAGAAAUUAUAUAUUGUGAAUACAGAGCACAGUAGUGAUAUGCGUAACUGAGCUUCUAAAAGAUUAAAAAUUGUUUUAUACACCAUUACUAUGAUAGCAUAAAUAUUUAUGGUAUUAUUUUGUUUCCAGCCUCCACUGGGGGGCUAUUCAUUUUGUUGUAGCUAAAUAAAAGAGGUUCAUACAAAUAUUGUUUAUUUUAAUCCUUUUCCUUAUUAGAAGAGUCCAAUGUAGUGAAUAUUAUUCUUCCUUCCACAUCGUUUUAGGGUUCCGUUCCCAAAAGGUAAAAACGGAACCGUAGUACUAAGACUUCACUGUCUGUCUGUCACCAACCUGUAUCUCAUGAGCCAUGAUAGCUACACAGUUAAAAUUUUCACAGAUGAUGUACCUAUUUCUGUUGCUAUAACAAAUACUAAAAACAGAGUAAAUUAAAUUGUUGAGGGAGUAUCUAUACAAAAAACGUGAUUUAUUGCAGUGCUUUGCUCUAAAUUAGUAACAGCAUCAGCUUGACGCUAAACGUUUGAAAUAUUCACACAAUAUUUAGUUGAUUCAAAAAUAAAUAGAUUUAAAUAAAAUAAAUAUUUAAGACUCCCAUUCAACACACGUCAUUUUAUCGCUGUUUUCUGCUCCCCAUUAUAAUUAUAGUGUCUAAUGUUCUAUAGAUAAUGGUACGGAACCCUGCGGUGCACAAAACUAGCACUUGGCCGGUUUUUAGGGUUCCGUAGUCCAGACAAGGAACCCUUAUAGUUUCUUCAUGUUAGUCUGUCCUUCCCCGGUUUUGCUUAGAAACUAUUAACACUAGAAAUCUGUAAUUUUGUGGAGAUAAUUAUGUAUAUCAAUCACGUCAACAAAACAGUAGAAUAAAAUUUUGAAAAAUAUUCUUUUUAGGCAGCUCUCCUGCAUGUAACCUGGGGCUGAUUUCUUUUUUCACCAUCUAACCUAUCGUGUGGGAUACCGUUGAAUACAUCUUUUAAAAUUACUUAGGGGUUCCUAAGACUAUUUUUCGAUUUGGGGAUCUAUUUGCGAAAUAUUAGGGCGAUUAUCGAGUAGAGCGUCCCCCGCCCUCUAAAAGCUAAACUAAGGCUUGAAAAACCUGGAAAAAUUCAUGAUAAUAGUGCUUUUCUUGAACUUUUAAGGAAAGCUAUAACGAUUAAGAUAGAUUUGUUACUUUAAGAGUAAUAAUCGUUCAACUAAGGUUAUAGAAAAUUUCUUACCUAUUGAAAAUUCCUUAGAAGACAACAUUCAGUGACAUAGAUUAGGGUCGACAAUUUUUGAGACCAAAAAAAAUUAUAGUAGGAUGAAACCCAUUAGAAAAGGUAGAGAAUAUAACAAAAAUGAAAGGAAAAAUAAAUUACGGGCGAUCUGAGGUCGGAAAGGGGAGGGGGUGAGUUUUUAAGGGUAAAAAAUGGUUAAUCUCGAUUUUCGGUAAAACUGCAAGUCCUAUGAAAAAAAGUUAAAUGGCAAAGUUGUAGGUAAUAAAAAGAUCUACAACUUCUGUAUCGACACUUUUUUCACAUAACCUCAAAAUUUAUGUGAAAAAUGCGAAUAACCGAGUUUUUGGUUUUUGAUUUUUAAUUUUUGCAAAAAAAAAUAUUUUUUCACGAAGUUUGGUGAAAACUUAUCUUUGUAUGUCCCAAACAUACAGUUAUUCUUUUGAUUUAAAAUAUUCAUUUUUUCACCUUAUUUUGACUUAAUGUCGAAAAAGCACCCUUAUUUUCAAUCGAAAAUUCUCACGUCAAAAUAUCUGCUUUUUUAAAAAAGUUGGGGUGUUUUUUGUUUGUUAAUAGCUCUACUUUCUGAUGGUCUAAAAAAAAUAUACACUACUAUGGUAAAUAUUCUCAGAAACUGCAAAUUAAUAAUGAAAAAAACUCCAAUCCGAAAAAUUGAUUUGAAUCAUUAUGUAUAAUUUUGAACUAUUUAUUAAAAUUUACACUUUAAUUACUCGAAAAACGUAAGAUUUCAUGUUAUAUUGAUAAACAGAAAAAUUACAAAUCCAUAAAACAUGCAAAAAUAGUUGUUGUAAGUAGGUAUUAAAAAUAGGAUUUUCGGAUUCGAGUUUUUUUCAUUAUUAAUUUGCAUUUUCUGAGAACAUUUAUCAUAGUAGUGUAUAUUUUUUUUAUACCAUCAGAAAGUAGAGAUUUCAACAAACAAAAAAUACCCCAACUUUUUUAAAAAAGCAGAUAUUUUGACGUGAGAAUUUUCGAUUGAAAAUAAGGGUGCUUUUUCGACAUUAAGUCAAAAUAAGGUGAAAAAAUGAAUAUUUUAAAUCAAAAUAAUUACUGUAUGUUUGGGACAUACAAAGGUAAGUUUUCACCAAAUUUCGUGAAAAAAUAUUUUUUUUUUGCAAAAAAUCAAAAUCAAAAACUCGGUUAUUCGCAUUUUUCACAUAAAUUUUGAGGUUAUGUGAAAAAAGUGUCGAUACAAAAGUUGUAGAUCUUUUUAUUACCUACAACUUUGCCAUUUAACUUUUUUUCAUAGGACUUGCAGUUUUACCGGAAAUCGAGAUUAACCAUUUUUUACCCUUAAAAACUCACCCCCUCCCCCUUCCCGACCUGAGAUCGCCCGUAAUUUAUUUUUCCUUUCAUUUUUGUUAUAUUCUCUACCUUUUCUAAUGGGUUUCAUCCUACUAUAAUUUUUUUUAACUUUUCACCAUUUUUAAAAUUAUCGACCCUGGUCUGUUAAGUUAUUGUAGCGUAAAACAUUGCAUUGCAACAAAAUCUAAAAAAAACUAUUUAAAAACCACGAUAAAAUAUUAGUUCCACAACGCUGCCGCGAGUACCAACAACAAUGGCUUUCAAAGGGUUGAAUAGGGUAAAUACCCUUGUUCGAUCGUUUUCUAAAACUUGUCAAAUGACAAGUUUUAGAAAACGAUCUCACGGUAUUGACUAAUGUUUAUAGAGUCCGUAAAAAGUGGACAAUCAUCAUACUGUUGUGUAUUUCAGUAAAAAUAACCAAAUCAAAAACUCCAUUUUCAAGUAGCCGCGAAAACGUUACUGUCAACAAUAUUAAAUACCCUAGAUACACCACGUGCGCUCAAAAUGUGUCCCUAUCAAGAAGUGCUUGAACACGAGUCACUUUUUGGUUCACAGCAGUGUUGCCAGGUUUCCAGAUUUUACAGGAGAUCUCCUGUUUUUCUGAAUUUUCUCCUGUUUUACUGUUUUUCUACAUGAAUCUCCUGUUUUUCUUAGAAUCGUAAUCUAAGAAAAACUUCUUUUUUAAAUUGUAUGUUGAGUUGCAUUUUCAGCCAUUAAUAAUGUAGGUAAACUUAUUAAUUUUAAAAUAAAUGUUUUUGUCUAUAAAAAAACUAACUUUAAGGGGCGGUAGAAGUCACAGAAACACAUAAACACAUUCGUUACUGGUCUUUAUCUUGAUCUGAUUUACCAAUUCUAGGGGGGGGGGGGGGCAAAAAAUCGAAAAAAGUACGCCUUUGCAUCUACUGUUUUUCUUGUAGUUCUUUCCAUACAUCUACUGUUUUUUUUCUAUAACACCUCCCGAUUUUUAAAAAUUGGACCUGGCAACACUGGUUCACAGUCACGCGCGGACCGUUGAAAAGUCAACAUGCCGCAGAGCUCCGUGAAAAAAUGCGAAAUGAAUACAUAUAGUAUAUAAAAUGUCGUUUUUUCGACAGAUAUGUCAUCAAUGUUUGUUAAUUUAACACAUUUGAAGCAAAUUUGUUUUAAUACUUACUAUAAACUGGUUUAAUAGAAAAUAUUUGUGAUAUUCAAAUGCAUGGUCGGUAAUAUAGCCGUCUCUUUUCCUCGCGGUCCGUACCUGCUGUAUUGCUAACAGCGCAUUCAGAAUUGUAGAGUCAAAGAACUAAGGUCUAUAUUCUUCCGAAUAUAGCAAUAAGUCGUAAAAUUUUACGAACUUACAUCUCGGACUGUCAUAACUUUUUGACGCAUGCGCUUUGAUUAAGAUCUUAUACGGUGUGCUUAACAUAUAAUGACUUAUAUUGUUUAGACUAUGCGCAAUUAUCUUACCGAGCUCCGUGGAUCGUCCAAUGUACCUUUUGGACAGGUUCCGGGCAUGAUUUUGUUCGUGUUGGUGUAUCUAGGGUAUUUUAAUAUCGUUGGUUUCUGUGGACAAUAUGGCGUCUUACUAGUGUGUGACGUCACACGACUGUUAUUAAAACGUCAAACGAUACAAUGUAAUGUCACUUUAACCGGAAGUUUACUUGCGUGUGACGUCAUUUUAGGCUCCGCCAAUCCCAAGCAUUUUGGGUCACGUGACAAUAGGUAAGAAAACUAUUAUCUUUUUCGUUAGUUUUUAGUAAAAUUAUGAAUAUUUUUUUUGUAAAAAUAGUAAAAACCCCUGCCUAUAUUCAUUCUAAACACCGAUGCUAACAAUUGGCACUUUAUUUUUAACACUGUCAAAUACCCUGAUUGAAUUGAAUGAACCAUUUGCUCCGAUCCGCCUGUCUUUGGAAGUAAUCUCCACCUUGCAGAAAACUACAUUUAAAUAACACAACCUUUUGAUGGUAGUGUCUGUGCCUAAGGUUCCAUGGCUCCGCGGGGUAGUGGAUUAGGGUGAGGCCAAACGAGCGUAAUUUUGUGAGUGGUGAGUCGCAGAAUUUCGGUCGCAGAAAUUCUGCUGCAUUCGGUUUCAUACAAAAAGGCAGUUGGUGCCACACGACAACGCAAAAUGAGUUGUCUGCCGACUCAAUGCGCAUAAGCUCGUCCGAAUUUCGGUCGGGGUGAGAGUAGGGCAAGGAAGGGGAGAGGGGAAGCAACAGUUUGUUACAAGUUGCGUGGUGUAAUAAUUCUUGAAAAACACGUAAUGGCAUAUGAUAGUACUUUUCAAACAUAUCUGAAUUUGCACAUAAACGUUCAUAUAAAGUAUGGAACUGUCCACAUAUCAGCCUCUGACUAUUCAGUGGGUUUACCCAGUUUCUUUUUCUGGCCUCAUCUUCUGAAUAUGCUUCGUAAACACACAAUAUUUUUAAUGCAUCCAUUGCACUCGAUGACACGAACACCCCGUACUAACGCUCAAUAGUAACUGAAUAAAUUACGUUCAUAUGGCAGCUCAACAGAAAUUCAGUUGAACGUAAAAUAAGUGACCGAAAAUAAGCGACUCACAACUCACAAAAUUACGCUCGUUUGGCUUCACCCUUAGACACUAGCUUUGGUAUCUAUUGUCACCACAUGAAUAACUAUCAAAUUAAUAAAUUGAUACCCUCAGAUUAGACUCAUGAUUUAUCUAGACACUAUCAUAAUUUACGAUAUUAAUUAGAAAUGCUCGUGACACAAUACCUAUAUUACGGCUAUUUGCUGUUGCGCAGAGAUUAUCGUCUCUUGAAUAAAUAUAUGUAAUAAAGAGAAAUUAUCAUCAACGUAAAGCAGUAAAAAAGCCAAUUAAAUAAUACUUAACAUUUAUUCUUACAUCACUUCUUACAAACCAUACAAAAUAAAACCAUCAGUCUUACAAUGGCACUGCCAACUUUGGAAACGGAAUAAACACACUUAAAUUUAAAAAAAAAGCAUCAGCUUUAACAUUACAAUCAAUCAACCUCCUCUUCCUUCCACAUCACGACAUCUUUAAAUUAAAUAAUUCUUGCUUCACCUCCAGUUACUUCGCAGUAAGUCUACUUCUUCUCGUCUUUGGAAUCUGCAGAUGGUGACGUCUCAUCCUUGAUCUCCUUCCUUACGGGUCCUGUGCGAGCGAUGGGUACACUGCGUUCGUUCGCUAGCUCAGGAGGUGCCUCACGCGGCGCCGUGAUGGUCAGCACUCCGUCAGAAGAAAGGCGAGACUCCACGCGCUCCACAGCCACGCCCUUCGGCAGCGCGUACCGCCGCGUAAACUGCCGCGAGAUGUAACCGUGCUCGUCCUGCUUCUCUUCGUGCUUACCCUCCACCACGAUGAAGCCGUCCGCCGUCUUCACAGAUAUCUCCUCCGGCGCGAAGUGCUGCACGUCCAAAUUUAUCUGUAACUUGUCCUUGUCCUCUUUGAUGUUGGAGCCCAUGUCGCGAGCAGCCGCCGCGAGCUGUCUCCAGGGCCUGAUGUAGUCUGAAGAACGUGAUGGGGCGACGACGGCCGUGAGCAAGUCGUCAGGUGUAAUCGCCAGUCCGAAAUCUUGAUCUAGCAGACGGUUGGGCCAGUAGUGGUGAUGGCGGUGGUGACGAGGAUGUUCGUAGCCAAAAACAAAUGGUAACAAAGACAUUUUUCUUAUUUUCAACUCUCAAACUCCGUUGAUAUCGUAAAAAGAUUGGUAAAAGUUGAAAAUUCGCUGCGUAUGCUUGUAAACACUCCAACCUGUUUGAAGCUUGUUUUCAAAUUCACUGCCGGCAAGCGCCACAGACGCGUAUUUAUAUCGAAC